Lolium rigidum is the source of this 3028-nucleotide messenger RNA. RefSeq lists its product as uncharacterized. NCBI's taxonomy places the organism in Eukaryota, Viridiplantae, Streptophyta, Magnoliopsida, Poales, Poaceae. The record is from RefSeq and is a predicted model, not a curated record. Bases 1 to 2733 code for a protein of 910 amino acids. The transcript is spliced from 2 exons.
AUGGAGCACGGCCAGCCAGCACCUCAGCAGCCGGCAUUGGAGCCCUGCCACGGCCAGCCAGCACCUCUGCGGCCGGCAAUGGUGCCCGGGCAUGACGCGCCAGCACCUCAGCAGCCGGUAAAGGAGCAGCCGGCAGUGGCGUCCGGGCAGCAGCCGUGGGAGUACAGCCUGCGGAAGUACCUGCUGCUGCUGGCCACCCUGGUGGCCACCGUGACAUACGACGCGGGCUUCAACCCGCCGGGGGGCGUAUGGCAGGAGGGCGCCCGCGACGACGCCAGCCAAGGUCAACGACUCGCCGGCGACCCCGUCAUCCGCGACACCCACUAUGGUCGGUACCUCGCCUUCUUCUACUGCAAUGCCACCGCGUUCGCCGCGUCGCUUGUGGUCAUCGUCCUCAUCCUCAUCCUCGCUGUCCGGCACGACAAGGUGAAGGAGAAGAAGGGCAUCACCUGGGUCGUCUCCGACGUCGUGCUGCUGCGGAUUUUCAUGUUGCUCGACCUGCUCAGCCUCAUGGGCGCCUACGCCGCCGGCACCUGCCGGGACAAGGUCUCCACUGUUUACUCCGUGCUGCUGGUUGCCGUCGUCUUCCUCUACAUCGUGAUUACCAAGUUGCUGGACUGGUGGUUUCCACACAAAACCUCCAACUCCAGCUCCGGAGGGGCGAUGUCUGGCGGCCCCAUCGGCGUCCCCGACCCUGACUCCGGCAGCGUGCCCAAGAUCGAAGAAAAGAAGGACCAGAAAGCCCAAGAACGGCUCCGCAAGGUCGUGAUGCUUCUCGCGACGUUCGCGGUGAGCAUCACCUACGUGGCCGGGCUGAGCACGCCGGGUGGCUUCUGGGACAGCACCGGGGGCAGCCACCGGCCAGGUGACGCCAUCCUCAAGGAGCACCACAGCCUGCGCCUGACGGUGUUCCUGCUCUGCAACACCACGGCGUUUGUGGCGUCCCUGUUCAUCAUCAUGCUGCUCAUCAUCAACGUCAAAAAGCUGCACAAGAAGACAGCCCGGUCUCUUCAGCUUGCCCUCUACCUGUGCAUUGUCGUCGCGUUGGUCGGCCUCGUCGUCGCAUACGCCGCCGGCAGCUGCAGGCACACCGACACCACUGUCUACGUACUCAGCCUGGUUGGCGCCGUUGUGGCAUUCAUCAUACUCCUCUUUCUCCAUGCUUACUUCACUUCAACGUCAAAACCCUUGCCUUCCCCUUCCAGGCCAGCGCAACAAACUGAUGAAAAUCAAAAUCAGGAGACUGAUGAUAAUGUCAGUGCUAGGGAGGCUCUGGACAAGGCUCGCUCUCUUGUUCUACUGCUCGCCACUCUUGCCGCCACCAUCACCUACACGGCAGGGUUGAACCCGCCGGGUGGCCUUUGGCAGGAUAACGGCGACGGGCACAUGGCUGGCGACCCGAUCCUUCUCACGACGGACGCUAGGCGGUACAGGAUAUUCUUCUAUUGCAACUCGGUUGCCUUCGUGGCCUCCUUGGUGGCCAUCGUCCUGGUCCAGAAUGAACGUCUGGUCAGGCACCACGUGCUGGAGGCGGCCAUGAUACUCGACCUGUUUGGCCUCAUCGGCGCGUAUGCCGCGGGAAGCUGCCGGGACGUGAACCACUCCAUCUACGCCAUGGCCUUGGCAGGCGCCGUCCUGGUCUAUGUGGUGAUCCAUGUCAUCUUCCUCACGCUGGACCACAAGGAAGAGAAAGACGAUGCCAAAGAUCGUUUGUUGGAGAAGAGGCGCAAACGAUUACUCCUCUUCGCGAUCUUGGCCGCGACCAUCACCUACCAAGCUGGCCUCACCCCUCCAGGCGGCUUCCUGCUCCAGGAUGACGAGCUCGGGCACCAUGCUGGCGACCCGGUCCUCCUGUACAACUACCCGCGCCGCUACAAUGCAUUCUUUUACUGCAACUCGGUGAGCUUCAUGUUGUCCAUCUCCCUCAUCCUCCUCCUGGUGAAUCCCAACCUGUACAGGCCAGCCAUACGAAGCAACGCACUGUCUGUUUGUACAGCGGUGGGCUUGUUUUGUUUGAUGGGGGCAUAUGCCGCCGGAAGCACACAACACCUCAAGACAUCCAUCUACAUCUUCAUAUUGGUGGCCGUGGUCCUCUUCAUUGCAGCCGGGGUGCUUCUAGUAUUUUUGAUGAGGGAGGUCAGGAGAAAUGACGAAGAACAAAAGAAGAAGGCGGAAGCUGCGUCACCCGUAGUCCUAGAGCAAGACGAAGAACAAAAGAAGAAGGCGGAAGAAGAAAGGAAAAAGCACGCGAGGCGCAAGUACCUGAUGCUGCUAGGCAUCUUGGUGGCGAGCGUAGCCUACCAGGCCGGCCUGGAACCGCCAGGUGGAGCGUGGCAGAGCAGCGGCAACGGGUACGAGGCGGGUGACCCGGUGAUGCACGACAACAGGAGGCCCCGGUACCUUGCCUUCUUCUACAGCAACUCGGUUUCCUUCGUGGCUUCCAUUGUUGUCAUCAUCAUGCUGCUACCGCACUGGCUGCCAAACAACAAGGGAGAAGAAUGGGAGGAAAGGUCGCUCAGGGUGAUGAACUGGACGAUCAUACUUGACUUGGUGGCUCUCCUAGGGUCCUAUGCAGCCGGCUCCAACAGGGGGUGGAAGACGUCUGUGUAUGUCUUCACGCUCAUCGGUGCCGUGCUGGGCUACUUUGCAAUCCAUAUGACACUGUCAUCCUGGUUUGAUCGUCGCCGGUGCCGGAAGAUUAUACUUUGCAACUGCUUCCGAUAUCCAGCAUGAUUCAACAUCAUUUUCUUCUGUAGUUGUGGCUCUUGUAAUGUCAGGACAGUCCACAAAGUUGUCCAAGAUUCAGGGCAAUGGAUCGGCUAUCUAUCAGUAACUGUCUCUAGGUCUCUAAUCAGCUUGGCUCUGUCCAAUCUCUACCCUUGCUCUAGGCUCUAGCUAGCUUCCCCUCUUUUCAGAUUCCUAGUGUAGUUGAUAUAAUUAGAUUAAUGUGCAUCCCAGUUGGAGCAUGCUGACAUUGUUUUUGGACUCACUGGGUGGUGUUUGUAAUGUAUGUAUCUUAAUAAAUUGA